Molecule: messenger RNA, 3308 nt
Organism: Chelonoidis abingdonii (Abingdon island giant tortoise)
Lineage: Eukaryota; Metazoa; Chordata; Testudines; Testudinidae
Source: RefSeq, a predicted model, not a curated record
GAAGCAGUACAGCUUGCUCAUCCGAUCCGUGUAGUUCAGAGAGAGUGUGUCAUGUUACAGAGAAGCCAGGAUCAGCCACAGUGCAACUCCAAAGCAGUUGAGAAUUACCUCUCUCUAAUGGGGACUUUCAUGUGCAAUCUCUUAACCACUCUGCUAAGGAACUGAAACUGAUAAACCUAGAGGGAGAGGAAAAGAACAACAAACAAAAAAGACUGAAAGACAUAAACUGAUCUGAUUAUUUUCCCCAAAAUUUUUCUGGAGUUGGAUCCUUUCUUUUUUUAAAUCACUUUUUUCCCCCUUUUUAUCCAUACAAUUUUGUUGUUGUUGUUAUAAUUUCUAUUAUUCAGUGGCAUUGGGAUUCCCUCGGACGCUACUCUUCCAUGAAUUCUGGAUUGUUCUUGGAGUGGGAUUGAAACUUUAUUUAUUCUAUUUAUUUAUUUAUUGUUUCUCAGGACAGGGAGGGAAUGUUGGAGGAGAAGGUCUGGAAAGGUGCUAGCAAUGGUGCCUUUGACAGGGGGUGCAUUGCUUCCCCCAGGACAGGGGAUGGAGAAAGAUGCUGCAGGUUUCCUCUACUGCUGGGAUCUGGGCUUCCAGGGGUGUCUUUGAUUUCUCUGGUGCUGAGCCUCCUGCUAUACUUUAGGACAUCAGACCUGCAAUCCAGGGUUUCACAUUUGGAAGCAGACAGAUGCACUCAGCUCCCUGCCUGGCUCUCUGCAGACCAAAUGGAGACAGCUAUUUUGGGAAGAGUUGACCAACUGCUUGAUGAGAAAUUAAAGUUCAACUUGCCGAGACAUCGAGAAGUUCGAGAUAUCCACCAGAGGUGCAAUUGCCCAGCAGGACCUCCUGGCCCUACAGGAAGACCAGGGCUUCCGGGAGACAAAGGCGCCAUGGGAAUCCCUGGAAGACCGGGACUAAAGGGGCAACCCGGAGAGAAGGGAACCCCUGGAGAAGCAGGCAUGUCCAUCAUCGGUCCCCGAGGCCCUCCCGGACAGCCUGGAACGAGAGGUUUUCCUGGAUUUCCGGGCCCGAUUGGUUUGGAUGGCAAACCGGGCCAUCCUGGACAGAAGGGGGAGAUGGGUGUUGCUGGUCCCAAGGGACAGCCGGGACCUCCAGGACAAAAAGGAGAAAAGGGCCAGUGUGGAGACUACCCACACAGGCUGUUGCCUCUCCUCAAUUCAGUGCGGCUGGCUCCACCCCCGGUUAUAAAGAGACGCACUUUCCAGGGUGAACAAGGACAGGCGGGGAUUCAAGGUCCGCCAGGGCAACCUGGUCCACCAGGGCCAACUGGACCAUCUGGACCAGCAGGAAAUCCAGGACAACCUGGCCCUGUUGGGCCACCUGGCAAAGCAGGGGAGCCUGGAAAGGCAGGCAAGGAUGGAAAGGGUUUACCUGGACCCCCUGGACCAAAGGGAGACCCUGGAAUUCAAGGAUACCAUGGGAGGAAGGGUGAGGUGGGUGAGGCUGGCCUACCAGGUGCACCUGGCCUUCCUGGACCUAUUGGCCCCAAGGGUGAAAAGGGGGACACUGGCGUGAAGGGGGAGAGGGGCAUGCCAGGGCUGCCAGGAAAACAUGGAGCUAAGGGGGAGAAGGGAAGAGCUGGUGAUCCUGGGCUUCCUGGAUUCCUAGGACAGAAGGGAGAGAAGGGAGAUGCUGGCAAUGCACUCGGGGGAGGUAAAGGGGAACCCGGACACCCGGGACUACCUGGGCCUCCAGGACCAAAGGGGGAAGCUGGUGACAUUGGCCAGACUGGAAUUGCAGGACCGCAGGGGGAAAAGGGAGAACCUGGAGCACCCGGAGAAGAGGGGCCUGUUGGUCCAAGGGGUCCCAAAGGGGAGCCAGGAAAGGAUGAAAUGGUGGAUUAUGAGGGUAACAUCAACGAAGCUCUACAGGAAAUACGAACCUUGGCCCUGAUGGGACCUCCUGGACUUCCAGGAGUAGCUGGGCCCCCAGGGCUACCAGGACAGAAGGGUGAAAUUGGUUUACCGGGUCCUCCUGGACACGAUGGAGAGAAGGGGCCACGUGGUAAAUCAGGAGAGGUGGGGCCUCCUGGUCCCCAAGGGCCCCCAGGAAAGGAGGGACCUCCUGGAGUGAAGGGAGAGACUGGACUUAUGGGGACCCCAGGAGCAAAGGGGGAAAAGGGGGAGGCAGGAGAAGCUGGCUCUCCGGGUCUUGAUGGCCCAACUGGGGAGAAAGGAGAACAAGGUGACCAAGGGAUACCAGGACCUUCAGGAUUACCGGGUCUAAUUGGACUUCCAGGACUGACAGGAGAAAAAGGAGAACCUGGUGAGGAUGGGGAAAAAGGAAACCCAGGGGACUCAGUAUCGGGGCCACCCGGGCCCCAAGGCCCACCAGGUGCUGCAGGUCUUCAAGGCCUUCCAGGACCGAAGGGGGAAGCAGGGAUUGAUGGAAUGAAAGGAGAGAAGGGUGUCCAGGGUGAGAAAGGAGACCGAGGUCCACUGGGAUUGCCCGGUGCUUCAGGUUUAGACGGCAGGCCUGGACCACCGGGUACUCCAGGACCAAUUGGAGCUCCAGGACCAGCAGGACCAAAAGGGGAAAGGGGCAGUAAAGGUGACCCUGGAAAUGCAGGACCAAUGGGGCUAGCUGGGCUUCCUGGUUUACAAGGCCCAUCUGGUGACAAAGGAAACCGGGGGGAGAGGGGCAAGAAAGGCUCUAGAGGGCCUAAAGGGGAUAAGGGAGACCAAGGAGCGCCUGGAUUAGAUGCACCCUGUCCAUUGGGGGAAGAUGGCUUGCCAGUUCAGGGCUGCUGGAAUAAGUGAUGAUUCUAACCAUGGACUGGCCUGUGUGUGUUUUGUACAUAGAAUAUUUAUUUUUAUACAAUGUUCUUUUCUGAAAUGCCAAGAAGUUAUACAUUUUACAAAUUAUCAAAAGCUGCAUAUAUUUUGUACAGAAAAUACUAAAUUUCCCUUUUUCUGUUUGUCAAUCCUUUAUAUAAUUCUGUGUCUAUCUUAUGCUUAUAUUGUUGUGAAGUCCAGCUGUAAUAUUUGCAUGAUAUUUGUGCACACUUGAUAAGUAUUGGAACUUAAUAAAUUAUUGCAUUCAGGUGCCAAAAGGAACUGUCCUGUAUAGAUCUGAAGGUCAUUUCCCUUGCCAAAUCGGGAGAAGUAAAGAAUAUUUGAAGUAUUAUGGAUCUUAUUAUUAAAAUUAAAUAUGACAAUGUUAUCUUUUUGUGAAUAAACUAUGGUGUUGCUGGGGAAAGCCUGGGGCAGCCAGCAAUGCUAUUAAAAUGAAGGACUUCUAUUUAUUACAUCAGUUUAGAGCAUAAGGACUUUCUUACUCAGUUUUCCAUA